Molecule: messenger RNA, 423 nt
Organism: Mycena citricolor
Lineage: Eukaryota; Fungi; Basidiomycota; Agaricomycetes; Agaricales; Mycenaceae
Source: the annotation of a GenBank genome assembly
GGUGACCGUCGGUAUCGAAGGAUCGUUCUAUUCGCCUCCAACGAUCUCCGCCGGCCUGAACGACACGGUCGUCUUUGUCUUCGGCGGAGACGUGCACACUGUCACGCAGAGCACCUUCGCGUCGCCCUGUGUACAGCUGGCUGGCGGGUUCAACAGCGGAUUCGCAGGGAGGGGCCCCAACUUCUCGAACCCGAUAACGACAUGGACGUUGCGGAUCACGAAUGUUUCUGAACCGAUAUGGUAUUUUUGCCAGGCGUCGAUGCCCACAUCGCAUUGCGAGUCAGGGAUGGUCGGGUGCGUGGUCUCUGUGCUCCUGUCCCCUCCCGCCUUGCGCUGAGUCGCAGCAGCGCCAUCAACCCCCCGAGUAUCGUGAUGUACAACCAGUUUGUGGCCGCGGCCAAGGCGGCUACUGGGACACCGACA